AUGAAGUUCUCCAUCAUCUUCCUGGUGACACUGUUUGCACUGGUGUUUGCCCAGGGCGGCAACCAGUGGUCCAAGGAGGACCGCGAGAUUUUCGAUCUCAACCUGGCGGUCCAGAAGGACCUCAACCCCGACAACUCCAAGCCGGUCAGCUUCUACCAGUGGCUGGACACGGAGCGAAAGGCGUCUGUGGACGAGGUGACCAAGAGCUACCGAAAACUGUCGCGACAAUUGCACCCCGACAAGAACCGAAAGGUGCCUGGAGCCACAGAUCGAUUCACCCGGCUAGGUCUGGUGUACAAAAUUCUCAUCAACAAGGACCUGCGAAAACGAUACGACUUCUACCUCAAGAACGGAUUCCCUCGGGAGGGCGAAAACGGCGAGUUUGUGUUCAAGCGAUUCAAGCCCGGCGUGGGCUUUGCGCUCUUUGUGCUCUACUUUUUGAUCGGCCUGGGCUCCUACGUGGUCAAGUACCUCAACGCCAAGAAGAUCAAGUCUACCAUUGAACGGGUGGAGCGAGAGGUGCGCAAGGAGGCCAGCCGAAAGAACGGAGUCCGACUGCCUGCCACCACAGACGUGAUUGUAGACGGUCGGCAGUACUGCUACUACAACACCGGUGAGAUCCAUCUGGUGGACACUGACAACAACAUUGAGCACCCCAUCUCUUCCCAGGGGGUGGAGAUGCCCGGCAUCAAGGACUCUCUGUGGGUCACUCUGCCCGUGGCUCUCUUCAAUCUUGUCAAGCCCAAGUCUGCCGCCGAGAAGGCCGAGGAGGCCAAGAUCCAGCAAGAAAAAGAGGCCAAGGAGGAGCGGGAAAGGCCCAAGCCCAAGGCCGCCACCAAGGUCGGAGGACGUCGACGUAAGUGA
Messenger RNA from Yarrowia lipolytica CLIB122, 864 nucleotides. RefSeq lists its product as uncharacterized. Gene Ontology annotation, cellular component: endomembrane system. Lineage: Eukaryota; Fungi; Ascomycota; Dipodascomycetes; Dipodascales. The record is from RefSeq and is a predicted model, not a curated record.